Molecule: messenger RNA, 369 nt
Organism: Soboliphyme baturini
Lineage: Eukaryota; Metazoa; Nematoda; Enoplea; Dioctophymatida; Soboliphymatidae
Source: the annotation of a GenBank genome assembly
AUGCGGCCUUUGUUGAAGGGCUUCAUCUCAGCGAGGGAUUCGGUCGAUCUGAUCGUUCAAGAUGAAGGAGACCAGUGUUUUAGGUUAUUUGUAACCGGUUUUGAGUACGGUCCACUUCCACCGCAACCCAAGUAUAUUCGCGUGAACACGUAUCCAAGCGGCAUGAUCAUUCGAAAGACGGCGUAUCCAGAAAUUUCGAACGUAACUACGUAUUUUCAAGUCGAUCUCAACUUCCCUCGGACGCCUCAAUUUCUGCUGGACGAGGCGGUGGCGCUGCUGAACAUAAACUACCUUAACGAACUCAACAACGCGAGGGACAUACCAUGGACUCCAUUGCAGAACGCAGUUGGUCGAAAACCGAAACUCUGA